Molecule: messenger RNA, 1002 nt
Organism: Haliotis rufescens (red abalone)
Lineage: Eukaryota; Metazoa; Mollusca; Gastropoda; Lepetellida; Haliotidae
Exons: 4
Coding region: 1-1002 (333 amino acids)
Biological process (GO): DNA integration
Molecular function (GO): nucleic acid binding
Source: RefSeq, a predicted model, not a curated record
AUGGUGUGUGUCAGAAAACGAGAUGGAUUCCUACGUCUAUGCAUAGACUACAGGAAGCUCAACCAGAAGACGAUCAGUGACCAGCAGCCGAUCCCUAGAAUACAAGAUGCACUCAAUGGCCUGAAAGGAAAGUCUUGGUACACGCUACUUGACCAGGGAAAAGCCUAUCAUCAGGCAUAUGUGAAGGAAGAAUGUAAACCUCUCACAGCCUUUGAGACUCCAUGGGGCCAUUACGAGUGGAAUCGGAUACCGUUUGGAUUGUUAGGAGCACCUGGCCAAUUCCAAAGAUUAAUGGAGGAGACCCUAGGAGACUUGCGAGACACCUGCUGCUGUCCUUAUCUGGAUGAUAUCCUUGUAGUCUCGGGAUCUUUUGAGCAACACCUGGAAGAUUACGGGAGUGAUGCAUCAGUAUUACCAGAAGAAGCCAUCAUUACACAGUUGCAUAACGGGUUGUCUCAAGAGAAAAUAAAGAAAGCUCAAGAAAAGGAUAGUGUAAUGAAGCCAGUUCUAAGAUACAAGAUCAUGAAGAAAAGACUAAAGAUGGAUGAAUCAAGUUCCCUAAAUCUGUCCAUUGAUGAGAGAAUAAACGAAAAGGUGAAGACGGUAGCAGAGAAAAUCUUCAACGAUUUCAUCAUGAGGUUUGGAUAUCCAAUACAUCUCCAUCACGACCAAGGCGGAGAGUUUGAGAAUAAGAUCCUCUAUGAACUUCAGAAACUAAGUGGUAUUCAGAAGUGCAGGACGACCAGCUAUCAUCCUCAGGGGAAUGGAAAAGUCGAGAGGACAGAGAAGAACCAGGAGAGGCUACUGACUUUGAAACUGCAAGUGAAUACAAUUUUGAAUCAGAGUCUGAUUCUGACCAAGACUUACCGCAAGAAGCUGUGGAUCAAGAUGGAGAUGGAACGAGACAAAUUGAUGGAACUGAGGCUGCUACUGCACCACCUGAUGCAUCAGGAGAAGUUCCUCCUCGUAGUGCAAGGAUCCGUCGACCCCCAGCACAGCUGA